Zingiber officinale is the source of this 2226-nucleotide messenger RNA. Its product is annotated as squamosa promoter-binding-like protein 16. The coding region runs from base 911 to 2074 and encodes 387 amino acids. The transcript has 3 exons. Gene Ontology annotation, cellular component: nucleus. NCBI's taxonomy places the organism in Eukaryota, Viridiplantae, Streptophyta, Magnoliopsida, Zingiberales, Zingiberaceae. Gene Ontology annotation, molecular function: DNA binding. The record is from RefSeq and is a predicted model, not a curated record.
AUAUUUUUUUAGUCCCACUUCCCAUUUCCCCAUAUAUAAUGACCCACAGUAAACCCUAAAGUUCACAACAAAAACAUCCUCAUUUGUCAUCAACUCAAUUGCAUCCUUCCUUCCUUCCCCUGCUGCCUGUCCCUCAGCUGCUCUCUUCCAUUCCAACUCACCCACCUACAUCCCCCACUCCUAUUUAAUACUCACCACCAGUGGCUGGCCACCUUCACUGUUGCCCUCUUUCCCUGCCAAUAAUUCAACCUCAACCCUGUGGUUGUGUGGUCAAUCUUCCUGUGUGAAGCUGUUGGCUGAUGCGAGUGCGGUGGAGAGGUUUGCUUACUAGAACCUGCCCUCCUUUCAUCGGCUCUUUGCUUUAGUCGAGUUUUCAUUGUCCUUUUUUUAGUCCCAUUUUCUUUUGUUCGGAAUCGCUCUGUUACUUUAGUUUUUGUUGUUGGUGUUGUGGUUGAUGUUGAGGGAGGGAUUAAAAAUCCCUUUUUUUGAUGUUUUAGAGUUGGCUUGCUGUUGACGUCGACUGUUCUUGAACGACUGUGCCAGCUUUUUGAUCUACUUGUGUUGUAAGAUAAGACCUUUUGUUGAGAUUAGACUUGGACGGGCUAAUUUUCUUUAUUUUUUGUUCGAUUCUGAGCUGUUUUAUUGGCGGACAUAAUUUAUACGCUUCUUUACAUAACUGUGUUAGAUUCCCAUACUUGAGAGUCGAGGGUGCUGGCUAUGCUACGAUCUGUGGUUGCAAAGGCCUGGUGAUCUCUCAUAUCUGCUUGUGAUUAGAGGAACAAGAUUUGACGCAUUUUGGCAAACACACGAGUGCGGAUGGGUGCAAAGAGAGUGUGACAAGAGAGGAGAGGGAAAAGGAGGUGGUGUUUGACAUAGCGCGCAGAGUUCUUAGGAGGGGGUGGUUGCUUUCAUGGACUGGGAUCCGAAGAUGCCUCCAUGGGAUUUUCCAGAAUUCGACCGCGGCACUGAAGCCAACCUUGGCUCUGUGCUGGACGGAUCAGGUGUUGGUUUUGCUAAGCGAUUACCAUUGAGUGGCAUGGAGUGUUCUGUCGAUCUCAAGCUCGGGGGAUUGGGCGAUUCCGGGUCAUCAUACAAGUGUAAGGAGCAACCAAGAAUAUCCACGGCAGCCACAAUAACCACGGCAGCAUCUUCUUCAUCAGGUCCUUCGAAGAGGCAGCGAGCCCUAAGCAAUGUAGGCCAGAAUGCUUCGUGCAUGGUUGAUGGGUGCAGAGCAGAUCUCAGCAAAUGCAGGGAGUACCAUCGCCGCCACAAGGUCUGUGAGGUUCAUUCCAAGACUCCUGUGGUUGUGGUCGGAGGCCAUGAGCAACGAUUCUGCCAGCAGUGCAGCAGAUUUCAUUCGCUUACGGAGUUUGAUGAGGUAAAGAGAAGCUGUCGCAAACGUCUCGAUGGGCAUAAUAGACGUCGAAGGAAACCCCUGCCAAGUUCUAUAAAUUCAGGAACAAGGUUCCCGCCAUAUUCUCAGGUCUUUCCGACUUCCACAACAGAGCCAAACUGGGUUGGAAUUGACAAUGCACGAUUUACACACCCAAUAGUGCCGAAUCUCUUCGACAGGAACCUCUCUUUUUCAAACUCUUCUCACAUCUACGGCAAAGAAAGAAAGCGGUUCCCAUUCUUGCAAGAGAGUGAGACCAACCUCAGCAGCAUAACCACAAUCGGAGCUUUCGUAGGCCAAACACAUCUAAUGGGAAACACUCCAUCUGUUGUUGGCGGCGGCGGCGGCAGCAGCAGCAAGUUGUUUGCCGGCGAUGUAACUCGAGUCUUCCCUUCUGAUUGUGCUCUCUCUCUUCUGUCAUCUCCAAAUCAGACAUCAGGUAUCUUCAACUCGAGCCCCAUGAUGCAAUGGGCCAAUCAGAUUUGCACAGUCCAACCGCCUCUCAGUGCGAGCUUGCAGUAUGGCGAUCUCAGGCAGUAUGGUCACUCCACUUCCGAGCCAGUAGGCUACUCAUGCUCAAGCAUGGAGAAUGGGAGGACUGUCUUGGUCUCAGAUUUCCGGCUCGGGGAUGAAGGGUCCUCAGAUAGUACAUCUCAAGCUCUUCCUUUCCCAUGGCAGUAGGCCAGCCUCCCUUUAAAGGACACCAUUAGGCAGAUCUUGAUCUUUUCAUCCUUAGAUUGUCUAUAUUCUUAGAUUCCUCAAAGAUCAAAUUAUGUUCACUUCUUAUCAGGAGGACUGAUAACUGAUCAUUUCUGAAAUCAUGGUUGUAUUAA